CGCAUCUGACGGCCACCGUCGACGACGACGAUACGACAGAACCAGUACCCAGUACCAGCAGAGGCUGAACAAUCGGGUACCUGUUUCGCUAUUCUCUCGACCGUUUUAUCCGUAACGACCAAAAUAACGAGUUGUCUCGCCGUGUACGCGCCCCGCGCGAGUGCGUCGAUACUCAGUGCGACUAGUGCAGUAGUAGUGCGUCCGCGUCCGUCCGCCCGUUCGUUCGUUCGCCGGAUCGAUGAUUUUUUUUUGAUUAGACGACGCGAGUGGAAAUUUUCGUUUAUUGAUAUUUAUCGUUACAUUUCAACUUGGACGAUAGUAGUAGUCGUCACGACUUGACGUAUGCGUGUGCCAGUAGUGUUCCGUUUUCGCUUCCCCGAUAACAGCGGCUCCGCUGCGUGCGGGCCCAUCGGGAUUUCCGACGUCCGUCAAAUCACACGAUUAGCAUAAUGUCGAGCGGAAGCAGUGGCGGAAAGUCGGCUUCUGUCGGCGGCGAGGGCGUAAAGCCGGGCGUGGGAUCGGCGUUCGUGCCGGUCAUGCCGUCCAGCGGAUCGUUCUACGGGCACCCGUCGAUCGCGUCGCUACAACAGCCGUCGCCGUCGUCGGCCGACUUUUUCGCCGCGUCCAUGAUGGCCAACAAGCACAAGGCCCUCCACCAGCACCACCACUUGUCGUCGCUUCAGCAACAGCAACAGCCGUCGCCAGGCAUGUACGUGCCAAAACACAAAUCACAACAACAGCAACAGCAGCAGCAACAGCCGCCGUCGGCCAACGCAGCUGCCGCGGCCGCGGCGGCCGUUUCGCUGCUCCACCAGCAACAGCAGAACGAACUGAUGGCCAUGGCAUUGGACAAAAACAAGGUGUUGCAGGCGGUCAUGCACCAGCGGGGCUAUGCUCACCCGUUCCUGCUUAACCCCGGCGGCCAGUACGGCGGUCAGCCGCAUUCGUCGCUGUUCGGAGGUCCGGCCACGGGUGCCGGACCUGGAGCGUUCGGCUCAGUGGCCUCCCGACCACGGACCUCAGCUGUGGGUACUGGUGCGAGCGGCAUCGGCCGAGCAUCCCGUCCCAAAAAACAGUUCAUAUGCCGGUUCUGCAAUCGGCAGUUCACCAAAAGUUACAACCUGUUGAUACACGAGCGGACGCACACGGACGAAAGGCCGUACUCGUGUGACAUUUGCAAAAAAGCGUUCCGGAGACAGGACCAUUUGCGCGAUCACAAGUACAUCCAUUCCAAGGAGAAACCGUUCAAGUGCACGGAAUGUGGCAAAGGCUUCUGUCAGUCGCGCACGCUGGCAGUGCACAAGAUACUGCACCUGGAAGAGUCGCCGCACAAGUGUCCGGUGUGCAAACGCAGCUUCAACCAGCGCAGCAAUCUCAAGACGCAUCUACUCACGCACACCGACCACAAGCCAUACGAGUGUUACUCGUGCAACAAAGUAUUUCGGCGAAACUGCGACCUGCGCCGGCACACGCUCACGCACGCGGUCGGCGACGCGCCCGCUACCAGUGCGUUGGGCGGCAGUGGUGCUGCCACCUCGUCGUCUGCGUCGUCCGCGGGCGCGGUCGUGCCUCGAUCGGCAGCAGACGACGAAGACUACCUCGACGACGACGAGGACGAGGACGAGGACGAAUUGUGCUCGAUGCUGCAGACCCCGUCCGAUCGGGGUCGUAACCGUCGUCGUGGCGGUGAAGACGACGACAACUGCGGUGGCGAGGACGGGGACGAUGACGAAGACGUGGACGUGGACGAAGAGGAUGUGGCCGCAGCCGCGGUCGGCGCCCCGUCGGAACCGUCCGCGCCAGUUACCGCUGCAGCCGCCACCACCGCCGCCGCCGCUACCACUUCGGCCUGCUCGUCGAGUGCCGCCGAAACCGCCACGGUCGCAAAACAGGAACCGUCGGCGUCGUCUUCGACGGUCGCGGACGCGGAUUCCGCUACCGCGGCUGCCGCUGACGACGAAGAAGAGGAGGAAGAACCCGGACAGAUUUCGCUGUUCCGGAAGGCGACCGUCACCAGAGCCGUCGUGCACGAAACAAAGUGCCACGACGAGUCGUCCGCGUACACCAUGCGCCCGUCGUCCAGCUACUAUCACCACCACAACCGUUACCAACAGCAGCAGCAAUCGCACAGCCACCAUCAACCGCAACCGCUCCAUCUAUUCCUACAGCCGCCACUCCUACACCACCAGCAAGUCCAGCAGCACCACCACGCCAUGUUGAACGUGAGGAGAGACUUGCACGAUCGGUCGACGAGAAUGGUGAUGCCGGUACCGCCGUCCCCGCAGGCGCCGCUUCCUUCGCCGCAGCCACCGGCAUACCAGCCGCUUCAGUUCCAGCCGGCGUCUGGUUCGUCGGUCGUCGCCGUGCCGCCACCGACGCCGCAACAGCCGCCGCCGACUCAUCAGAGCAACGAAAGACCGGCCCCUCCCAAGCGCAAAGGGUUCAGCAUCGACGAACUGAUGAGUUAACGCGCGUCGAACAUUCGGUGUCGCGGUCGUCGGCUCAAUUCGCCAGUCGCGCACGGUCCGAUAAGACAGUAUUCAAUGUACAUAAUAUAGAUUACGUUUAAGUUAUAGAUGUCGAGUGUGCGCAUUGUUCACGUCACUUGAAUCAUUCGCAGUACCAGUGAAAGCAUUUAAAACAAACGUCCGCUGAUCGGGACCGGAUUUUGAAGGGUCGCGACAGUAUUUUACGUGAUUCAAUAUUUAAAUCUUAAAACGAUAUUGCCGUCCAGAUUUUAUUUAUUAUUAUAAUAUAAUAUAUUAGUUAUGAAAAUAUAAAUUAUAUAUAGGUACAUAUAGUGUAUAAUAUGUAUUUUUUUACCAGAUAUAGUGUAACGUUAUGUGCGAAAUAAGCUUUUUAUUUUUAGUUAGGUACGUGAAACAAAAAUAUUUUAAUUAAAAAUUGUUAACAAAUUGUAGAUAGCAUAUAUAUAAUUACUUUGUUUUAGUGAUCUCAAUAUACACCUUAUUAUUUCGACAACCAACCCUGUUCUGAAUUAGUUUUAGGUUCGAAGUCCAAAUGUUCUAUCGUUUUUAAUAUUAUAAUCAAAUAUACCUAAAAACUUAAUCAUAUAAUAUUAUAUUUUACGCGUUUGUAUAUUUUAUUAUUAUUUCUAUUAUGUAUUACUAUUAUCUUUAAACAUAGGUACGUCCCUACUUUUGUAAACAACUUUCAUUAUAUAGACUGUUAAAGUUUAAGAUUAUUUUUGCAUUUUAUGGUUAAAAUAUUUAAUAUAUUAUUAUGUUUUUUUAUUGAUAGAAAGAAUGUAACGUUUUUAUUAUUUAUAUUAUAAAGAGUUCCAAAUGGUUCCGCGUUCGAAUUUGUCGGAAUCGCUGUUUUAAUUGUUUGGCAAUAAAUAGAUUUUUAAAUCAUUAUUUAAUUAUUUUUAUUAUUAUAUUAGACGAUUUAGAUUAAUAUGAAAUUAUUGUUUAUUCUUAA
Messenger RNA from Rhopalosiphum maidis (corn leaf aphid), 3441 nucleotides. Its product is annotated as protein bowel-like. Gene Ontology annotation, cellular component: nucleus. Lineage: Eukaryota; Metazoa; Arthropoda; Insecta; Hemiptera; Aphididae. Gene Ontology annotation, biological process: regulation of transcription by RNA polymerase II; embryonic hindgut morphogenesis; embryonic pattern specification. The record is from RefSeq and is a predicted model, not a curated record. Gene Ontology annotation, molecular function: DNA-binding transcription factor activity, RNA polymerase II-specific; RNA polymerase II transcription regulatory region sequence-specific DNA binding.